GCUUGCUCCCUUGGUGCUGUGCGCGCCUCUGAACCUCCGCUGACGCUAAAGCUUUCGGCUGCUGUUCUCCCUUACCCAGCCCUCUGUGGCUGGGUACGGCAGCGCUCUGAGGACAAAAAUCUUCCCUCCUCCGUGGGCUCUGCUUUGCGCUAGUUUCUUGGGCGAAUGUGAGGCUGAAAGUAUUAGGGUCUCCACUCAGCUGCUACAGAGAGGUAGGAGGAGCCUGCGCCUGGCGCGGAGUUCGGGCUAACUGGGGCCUGCGCCCGGCGAGACGCCGUCGUUGCCCGGAUGUUGCGCUGGCUGAUCGGGGGAGGCCGAGAACCUCAGGGACUGGCCGAGAAAUCUUCUUUACAGACAAUAGGUGAGGAACAAACCCAGAAUCCCUACACUGAACUGCUUGUGCUGAAAGCUCAUCAUGAUAUUGUACGAUUUCUUGUACAGUUAGAUGACUAUAGAUUUGCAUCUGCUGGUGAUGAUGGAAUUGUAGUUGUGUGGAAUGCCCAGACAGGAGAAAAACUUUUGGAACUUAAUGGACAUACUCAAAAGAUAACAGCUAUUACUACAUUUCCUUCUUUGGAAGCUUGUGAAGAAAAAAAUCAGCUGAUCUUGACAGCCUCUGCUGAUAAAACAGUUAUUGUAUGGGAUUGUGAUAUUGGAAGACAAGUUCAGAAAGUGUCAUGCUUCCAGUCUACUGUAAAGUGUUUAGCUGUUCUUCAGAGACUAGAUGUUUGGCUCUCUGGUGGGAAUGACUUGUGUGUAUGGAACCGAAAUUUAGAUCUCCUGUGUAAGACUGGUCACCUUUCUGAUACAGGGAUCAGUGCUUUGAUUGAAAUACCUAAGAACUGUGUUGUGGCCGCAGUUGGCAAAGAACUGAUAAUUUUCAGGUUGGUAGCACCCUCAGAGGGAUCACUAGGAUGGGAUGUUCUUGAAGUUAAGCGUCUCCUUGAUCACCAGGAUAAUAUUCUCUCGCUGGUUAAUGUCAAUGAUUUGAGUUUUGUAACUGGCUCCCAUGUUGGAGAGCUGAUCAUCUGGGAUAUCCGGGACUGGACUGUGCAGGCCUGUGAACGCAACUUCUGGGAUCCAUCUCCACAGCUGGACGCUCAGCAAGAAAUAAAACUCUGUCAGAAACCCAAUGACAUUUCUAUUCAUCAUUUUACCUGGGAUGAAGAGAACAUAUUUGUUGCAGUUGGAAGGGGUUUAUAUGUGUAUAACCUUCAAAUGAAGCGUGUGAUUGCCUGUCAGAAAACUGCCCAUGACUCCAAUGUCCUGCAUGUUGCCAAACUUCCAAACAGGCAGUUAAUCUCAUGCUCAGAAGAUGGCAGUGUACGCAUUUGGGAGUUACGAGAAAAACAGCAGCGUGCAGCUGAACCUGUACCAACAGGUUUUUUUAACAUGUGGGGAUUUGGAAGAGUAAAUAAACAAGCUUGCCACUCUGUUAAAAAGCAACAAGAAAAUGCCACUUCAUGUUCACUAGAACUUAUUGGAGAUUUGAUUGGACACUCAUCAUCUGUCGAGAUGUUUCUGUACUUUGAAGAUCACGGACUAGUGACAUGCUCUGCUGAUCAUCUCGUUAUUUUGUGGAAAAAUGGAGAACGUGAAUCUGGGUUGCGCAGUUUAAAGUUAUUUCAGAAAUUAGAGGAGAAUGGUGAUUUAUAUCAUGCUGUCUAGUGUAAGGAAUUUGGAAUACCUGUGCGUGGAUAUUGAACAUUAAAUAUAGGGUAAUACUCUGAAAACCAUUACCAUGAUGAUAAAUUUUGCAGUUUUUUUUCUUAUUACUCCAUAAAUUCCAAUUGUUUGAAUUCUUUUAUCUGGGCUAAAAACCAGCAACAAGUUGCUUCUCAGGUAUGAGUACAUCCACCAAAGAAAACAGCACAGGUUUUUCAUCUGACUUUUCACAUAGCAGUUACCUGAAACCACUGAAGGAAUGGGUCUAAUUUCAGCAGUGAAUUUUCAGAAAGUGAAAUUUUCAGACUUCAGCACAAAUAUCUGUUGAAGUAGAAUUAAAUUAUACCUCAGUAUCCUUACAGAGAUAAAUUUUUUAUGCUUUAAAAAAUAUAUAUACCAGAAAUUGUAUGAGCUUAUGUUUAAUGAGAAUAGUACUUAGAACCUCUAACUAAAUUUUUACUCAUCACCAGGAAUUAAAAGUUGCAUGUGCUUUCUUUCAUUUAGCUUUUUUUGGAUUUAAUAUCUGACUCUGUUCCUCAAAAUGAAUAUUUUAAUUAUCCCUGUCAUUCUUUUAAAGAUUUAUUUAAGGAGCCUGCUUUUAAGGAAAUAAAGAUGCAUGAUAAUUACAGAAGGUAGGAUGUAGCGUAUCUUGAAUUUAAACCUUGAGAUCUACAGAAAGCUGAUGCUUCCCUGUACAAAAUGAAGAUUCCAUAAAUAAUUGUACUUUGUGCUGCUGUGUUUUAGCUUUUUUUUUUUAAGGGCUGCUCCUAUGGCAUUGGGAAGUUUCCAGGCUAGGGGUCAAAUUGGAGUUACAGCUGCCAGCUUACACUACAGCUCACGGCAAUGCCAGAUCCUUAACCCACUGAGCGAAGCCAGGGAUUGAACCUCCAUCCUCAUGGAUACUGGUUGGGUUCGUUACCGCUGAGCCACAAUGGGAACUCCAGUGUUUUAGCAUCUUAAUUUGGAUCUAGACCCUGUGAGGAAGUGUUCACAGUCCUAUUGUUACUGUUUUAAUUCACAAUGAAAAUAGCUUUAUGGAGACAUAAAAUUUGUUACCUCCAUGAUAGAAGAAUAGCAAUGGAAAAAUUAGCACUGCCUUUUAGCCAACAAAUUGUUAUUAUUACGGUAUAUUUGAGCAGUCACACAGAGGCAGCUCUAAUCUUUCAUCCUGAGAUUGAAGCAUAGAUAGGAUCCCCAAACCAGGUAGACAUGAAAUGGACUGAAUGCAUCAGAUUGUUGAUCCAGAGUUAUUUUUAGGCUUUUAAUUUUUCUCCAUUGAUGGACUUAACUGUUAACUAGCUAGCUUUUUUGGAGAUUCUACAUUUAAGCCAUCAGUUCAUAAAGUUGUUGGCUUGACUGUAUAAGAUAUUUGAUGAAUUAUGAAAGGAAUUCACAGGUCUUUAACUGCAUUAUUUCCAAAUUUGUUCUGGAUUCAUAUUAUGUGAUAGUAAUCUACUCAUGGGAAAUGAUACACACCACAGGUGAGUGUGGGGAGCAAAGAGUACCAUAAGGAUCACUAUCAGUCCCUCUGUUACCAGUGGGUAAACCCAUUCAUAGGGCUUGAUGGUUUUGUGUUCACCCUCAAGUCAGAGAUGGAGGAAAACAGUAAGAUGGGAGCCUCUAGCAGGGACUCAGACUUGAUGGCUGCUCAGUAGUUAGUUAUAUGGAGACUGCUGCUAAAAGUUGGAUUUUCAAGUUAGAAGACUACAACUAUAACUGAGGUCCAUAUCUGUUAUAUGCAUUUUUUCUAAUUCCCUAGCUUAGCUUUCAAUACAAUUAUAUUUGCAACACCAGAAGUAAUACUAUGCCGUGAGCCUUGUCACUUUUAUUUAAAAAUACCCUAUUAACUCAUUCUCUGGUUUAUUCACAUAAUACAGUCAAGAGGCUAAAUUUCAGGGAUGUUUUAUCAUCCCUUCCAUUUAUCUUUCUCACAUGGAUUCUGGUUGAACAGAUGAAGCUUAUUCUUUGCCCACAAAACUAUCCAGUCAUAGCUCUAAAGGCAAGCAAAUUUUAAAAUCUUAAAUGUUAGGGUUAUUCUGAUCCAGGUAAUAGUGUUUUCAAACUACUUCAGGUUAACUAGUAGUAGUAGCAGUAAUGUGACUUCUGUUACUGGAUCAUGUUAUAUUUUCCUAAAUUAAUAUGGCUCCCCUCAACACAGAAUAUUUUAGUAAACACUUAAGUUUAAGACAGUUAUAGUCUUCCCGAUGGUAUAUGUAUCAGAUAGGUAUAAACUAUUAUAUUUCUAGUUAAUGUACUAGUUGGAGAAAUGUACUAUUUAAUUAGCAACUCCGUAGAAGAAUUACACCAUAGUAGACUACACUGAUAAAGAGCAGAGCUAUGCUAAAGCUUUAACACCUGGCAGUUUUAAUAUGAUAAUAGACAUUACACUGAGUUGUAAUGUUCAUAUAGAAUAGUGUCAGACAUCUGAUGAAUGUUACUUACCAAAUGGACCAGAAGCGAGAUGGUCAGGAAAGGACUGUUGUUGCCUCAGGCAAGCUUCUGAAGCCUAGGUAAAUUAUUUAGCUCCUUAAAAGGGGAGUCUGACAUCCUGAAUUUAGUGUUUCUGAAAACAAAGUGUGUGACUCAUGAAAUAAAGAACACUAAAACCAGAAUUCUAAAAUUAUGAAAACUUUAGGGCAAAGGAAUAAAAUAAAACAGCUGUUGGGAAUGAAAAAUGGCUGUAGGAAUUUAGUUUACAAUUACUUCACAAAAACAUUUUCAGCACAUUUACAUAAUGAAGCAUUACAAUACAAAGCUAGCUGCUGUCCUGACCAAGCAAGUUCUCGUACCAUCUAACAAAAUAAUUUAGAUACAUUUCUUUGCAUGGAACUGUCAUAGAUGUUUCGAUUUUUUUGGGUACAAAACAUAGAAAAAAACGUUGGCACAUUAUGUAGUGAUAAGACAUUUUUUUCCUUCCCAUGUAUUAGUUCCAAGUGUUUCUGCAUUCCAGUUUUCAUUUGAAAAAAGUAACUAACUACUGGUUCAGUUAGUUUAGACGCUGUUUAUGCCUCUUAGAAAUGCAGCAUGGAGUACAGAGAAUUUGAGAGAAAAACAAACAUUUUGUUUACUGAGUUUUUAAUAUUUAUAAUACAUGGAGAAGGGCUGGCUGGUAAAAGAGAAAGGAAAAUCUCAAGUCUGACUUCAUGUAGAUCACAGAAAGUUGUGAAAAGAGCUGUAUAAAAAUAUGCACUUGUGCUUUAGAAGCUUUUAGCAUACAGUUAGUAGCUUAAAAUAGUAUGUACGGCUUCCCCAUAUGCCUAUUUUCUGAUAUAUUUACACAUCUUGCAACUCCCUUUUUUAAACGUCAUAAAGCAAAAUGGCAUGAUCUUAAAUAUAGAUAGGUUAAAAACAUCACAACUUUGAAACUUCCUCUAACUCCUCCUCACAUAUAUACGUAUAGAUGGUAUAUGGUACAAUAUACUCUGUGGACUUAUACCCAGAAAAUUUAGAUUGCUUUAAUAAAAAUUUUGAACAGCAAA
This is a messenger RNA of Sus scrofa (pig), 5144 nucleotides long. RefSeq names its product WD repeat domain 41 (gene WDR41). Gene Ontology annotation, molecular function: protein binding. The record is from RefSeq and is a predicted model, not a curated record. Gene Ontology annotation, cellular component: lysosomal membrane. NCBI's taxonomy places the organism in Eukaryota, Metazoa, Chordata, Mammalia, Artiodactyla, Suidae. Gene Ontology annotation, biological process: regulation of autophagy.